This is a messenger RNA of Xiphias gladius (swordfish), 1319 nucleotides long. Its product is annotated as transcription factor Spi-C. The coding region runs from base 90 to 911 and encodes 273 amino acids. The record is from RefSeq and is a predicted model, not a curated record. The transcript has 6 exons. Gene Ontology annotation, biological process: cell differentiation; regulation of transcription by RNA polymerase II. Gene Ontology annotation, molecular function: sequence-specific DNA binding; DNA-binding transcription factor activity, RNA polymerase II-specific. NCBI's taxonomy places the organism in Eukaryota, Metazoa, Chordata, Actinopteri, Istiophoriformes, Xiphiidae. Gene Ontology annotation, cellular component: nucleus.
AUUUACAUGUCUCCACCCGCUACUGCCUGAGGAUACUAGCUCACUGUCCCAGACACAGGAGUCCACCUCAAAUUUGGCAAGAUUUAAGUAUGUUGGCAGAAAUGGAGACAAUGGCCUAUGUGGCUGAGAUCAGGCUGAGUGGAGGUCGGGGGGCCUGGGGCGGAGUGGCUCCCUCCUCCUGCCCUGAGGUGGACCUGGAGGUCAUCGAGGAGUACCUGCAGGAGCAUUCACUGGAGGUCCAGCCUGCACACACACCUGCAUCACCUCCGAGCACCGUGGGGCAACAAACGCACACACAUUCCCACCAGGGCACCAGGAUCAUAGAGAAUAACUGGUCAGGUCAGCAUGCAUAUGAGUGGCACUGUGGCUCUCACACUCCAAACAAGGACUAUGGAGAGCCAGCCCUGCAUCCAGCCUGGCCCAGUCCCCAUGACAACCAAUGGGACCAUAUUGCAUAUUCAUAUGAGCCACCUGCAUACACUGACUCAGACUCCCAGUCCAGUAGCUCCCAGUACCAGGAAUACCAAGAUUCACCUUCACCACUGUCUGACAGGGGAGGCAGGAAUGACAGAGACUCCCUGCCUCUUGCCCCUUUGUCAGCAGGAAAGAGGAAGGAGCGUCUGUUCCAGUUCCUGUUCGAGAUGCUGCAGACGCCAUCGAUGCGAAGUUGCAUCUGGUGGGUCCAGUCCUCCUCUGGCACCUUUCAGUUCUCCUCCCAAAACAAGGAGCGCCUGGCGCAGCUGUGGGGCCAGCGAAAGGGGAAUCGCAAGACCAUGACCUACCAGAAGAUGGCACGGGCGCUGAGGAACUACUCCCGCACCGGCGAGAUUCAAAAGGUGAAGAGGAAGCUAACCUAUCGGUUUGACGAGAAGACACUGAUAGGGCUACAAGGAGACGCUAAUACAGUGUAGGAAGCAUGAUGGCGAGUUUACAUAAGCAAAGAAAUGUAAUGAGCACAAUGGAUAUUCAGAGAAAAUCGCUGUGGAGGUCCUUUCUGCUGAUUUGAAUUCUGUCAUGUGGAAACAAUUGAAUACUGAGUAUUUGACAAGGCUGAAGAUGAAACACUGUCAGUCAGAGCUUUCUAGAGAUACAGAACCAUACUGGAGUUGGUACAUGUGAGGGGCGAACUGGAAAUGAUGAUAUUGACUCAAGGAUGCAGACUCCAGGCACAGGCAAUGUGUGAAAAGUCAGCUGGCAUUAAAAAUUAUGUAAAUCGACAAGGUUGUUAGAUAAUAUCUACUUUAUAAGUAGAACCUAAGUCCUUCUUAUAAUAAAGGUUGUGGUUUUCUGUUCUUUUUUUCUGAUUCUGUAUUGAAGAU